Molecule: messenger RNA, 1179 nt
Organism: Rangifer tarandus platyrhynchus (Svalbard reindeer)
Lineage: Eukaryota; Metazoa; Chordata; Mammalia; Artiodactyla; Cervidae
Source: the annotation of a GenBank genome assembly
AUGGCCUACAGGCCGCGAAGCCCUGCCGGGUACGAGGGCCGUCGCGACAACGACGCCAGCCCUCCGCCUCCUGCGCGUUGGAGCCUCGGACGCAAGCGCACGGCCGACGGGAGGCGCCGGAAGCCCGAAGACGCCGAGGGCCUCGCCAGGCCGCCCAGCGGUCACAGACCCGACAGCUUUACCACUCCCGAAGGCCCUAAGCCCCGUUCUAGAUGUUCAGAUUGGGCAAGUGCAGUGGAAGAAGAUGAAAUGAGGACCAAAGUUAAUAAAGAAAUUGCAAGAUAUAAAAGGAAACUCCUCAUAAAUGACUUUGGAAGAGAGAGAAAGUCGUCAUCAGGAAGUUCGGAUUCGAAGGAGUCUGUGUCCGCAUUGCCAGCCGACUUGGAGACGGAUGAAAGUGUCCUGAUGCGGAGACAGAAGCAGAUCAACUAUGGGAAGAACACCAUCGCCUACGACCGCUACAUUAAAGAAGUCCCCAGGCACCUUCGACAGCCUGGCGUUCAUCCCAAAACCCCCAACAAAUUCAAGAAGUACAGUCGGCGGUCAUGGGACCAGCAGAUCAGACUCUGGAAGGUGGCUCUGCAUUUUUGGGAUCCCCCAGCUGAAGAAGGAUGUGAUUUGCAAGAAAUACAUCCUGUGGACCUCGGGGAGAUGGAGACUGAGUCCGCAGAAAGCAGCUCUGAGUCCCAGACGAGCUCUCAGGACAACUUUGACGUGUUCUGCGGCACCCCCACCAAAGUCAGGCACAUGGACCGCCAGGCAGGGGACGAGUUCGAUUUGGAGGCCUGUUUAACCGAGCCGCUGAGAGACUUCUCGGCCAUGAGUUCACCGGCACCCCCUGCAGGCCAGCUGCCCGGCAUGCAGCCUCGUUUACGUGGUCGGCUUAUCGGGGUUGUCAUCCUCAGCUCGCGCCGCUCCUGCACCAGGAUAUUGUCUUUCCUGCUGGCCCGUCGGGACCCUGCCAUCAAGUUGCUGACCCUCUGCCUCUCUGGGAGGAAGAUGCUGAUGGCACCUCCCACGCACGUCAACAUGCAGCAGGUGGAAUGUGGCCUGUGUCGGUGCCAGCUCCACCUUCUCCAGCUGUGUGACGGGGCCUCCGUGUCCCCGUGGGCGCGACCGGACAGUAGUACCUACCAGCAGGCCAGCCCUGAGGAUUACAGGAGAGAGAGCACGUCGUGA